AUGGUUCGCAUCCGGGUCCUGACACUGCUGCUGCCCAUCCUGUCCGCUCUUUUAUCUGACGCGUCCCCGCUAGCGGAUGGGCAGCUUAGCGACUUCCUCAAACGCCAGGACCCCCAGGUCAAGCCACUCCUGCACCUCGCAUCGCGCGAGGCAGCCGGCGUCAAGCCGCGCCACCUCCGCCCUGUUUGGGAGAAGGCAAAGCGCGCCAGGCGUGACUCUAUAACUCCCCCAGAUGUCGGCCAGGAAGCCAACUUCACGGGCUCCACGCCUGAGCCGGUGCGUGGAGCCAACGGUGCCCCUUUCUUGUCCCCCAGCAACACGGGGAUCGACGAGGAGAAUCCCGACAAUGUUGCGCCUCCAACCACUGAUGCUGGCGUCGUACCUAACUUGAAAUGGAGUAUGGCUCAGUCACACACGCGACUUCUAAAGGGAGGGUGGGUGCGAGAAACAGUCAUCACGGAUUUGCCGCCGUCCAAGGAUAUUGCAGGCGCCGAAAUACGCCUGGCUCCCAACGCGUAUCGUGAAUUGCACUGGCAUCGUAUCGCAGAGUGGGGCUAUAUCCUCGGCGGGACAGGUCGUAUCGCAGCGGUCGACUCCACUGGCAAAAGUUACAUCUCUGACAUCAAAGGGCCCAUCAACGGGACAGACGGCGACGUCUACUACUUCCCUCCAGGCGUCCCGCACUCCAUCCAAGCGCUCGACGAUGGCCUGGAGAUCCUUCUCAUCUUCACCGACGGCAACUUCGACGCCCUUGGAACGACGUUCAUGCUAUCCGACUGGCUCGCGCAUACCCCGCUGGACAUCGUCGCCCAGAACUUCGGUGUCAACACGAGCGUAUUUAACAACAUCCCCAAGACGGACCCGUAUAUCUUGGAAUCUACGGCGCCGCCGCCACAGCUGGGCGAGGCUAGCCAGCAGGCGAUUCCGGACCCGCAGGGCGAGGUCCCCAACCCAUAUGUGUUCCAUCUAUCUACGCAGAAGAAGACCACGGGGCCCGGAGGCUGGGUUAAGAUCCAGGACUCCGUGACUAAUUUCCCGGUUUCUACGGAACUUGCAAGCGCCUUCGUUUACGUUGAACCAAACGGCAUGCGCGAGUUGCACUGGCAUACUGCGGACGAAUGGUUGUACAUUAUUUCUGGCAAAGGGCGUGCAACGGCGUUCGCAGGGUCCGCCACCUCCAGAACAUUCGACUUCGAAGCCGGUGACACCGGUGUCUUCCCCGUAUCUUAUGGCCACUAUGUCAAAAACUUGUCUCCCACAGAGCCACUAAUCUUCCUGGAGCUUUUCAAAGCACCUCAGUUUGCUGAUUUCAGUGCGACACAAUGGCUUGCAUUGACACCUAGACAGGUGGUCAUCGACCUCCUCAACAUCUCCAGCGAAGUCAUCGACACUUUCGCCACGACGAAGCAGAUUGUCGUCUCUUAA
Molecule: messenger RNA, 1425 nt
Organism: Gloeophyllum trabeum ATCC 11539
Lineage: Eukaryota; Fungi; Basidiomycota; Agaricomycetes; Gloeophyllales; Gloeophyllaceae
Product: Bicupin, oxalate decarboxylase/oxidase
Exons: 10
Coding region: 1-1425 (474 amino acids)
Biological process (GO): oxalate metabolic process
Source: RefSeq, a predicted model, not a curated record